This is a messenger RNA of Biomphalaria glabrata, 7788 nucleotides long. RefSeq lists its product as uncharacterized. Gene Ontology annotation, cellular component: postsynaptic membrane; plasma membrane. The record is from RefSeq and is a predicted model, not a curated record. Gene Ontology annotation, molecular function: NMDA glutamate receptor activity; transmitter-gated monoatomic ion channel activity involved in regulation of postsynaptic membrane potential. Gene Ontology annotation, biological process: modulation of chemical synaptic transmission; monoatomic ion transport; synaptic transmission, glutamatergic. Bases 1542 to 5963 code for a protein of 1473 amino acids. The transcript has 22 exons. NCBI's taxonomy places the organism in Eukaryota, Metazoa, Mollusca, Gastropoda, Planorbidae.
ACCUCACUCCCUCUCUCUCACUUUCUCUCAUUCAAUUUACUCGCUUUCUCUCUCUCUCUCUCGCUCUCUCUCUCUCUUUCUCGCUGGCUCACUCAAGUGUUUGUCGAUUAGAUCUUUUCAGUGCCAGCUUUCAGUCUUAAAUGCCACUGCCCCCCAAGUGAUUGUCAUGUCUUUGGGUUGAAUAAUUUCUCUAAUCCAUGUUUUCUGACAAGGAGUUGACGUAAUUCCUGGAAUAGCUAUCCAAGGUGCUGUGCUUGUGUAUUUAUACAUGUAGAUACUAAUAUAGCAUCCAAUCAUCGAAAACAAAACAACUUACCAGCAACAUAAACACAUCUUAGGUCAGCGUGAACUCUAGUAUUCACUUAGUCUUUUCCCUCACAUACUCAAUAUCUCACUCACUAAAUCACUCACUAACUCACUAAAUCACUCACUAACUCACUAAAUCACUCACUAACUCACUUACUAAAUCAAAACAGAUUCAAAUAACAUUCCUAAAGAACAGAUACAACUGGAUGUUGGCUUCUAUUGUCUUGGAAAGGACAUCACAUUGUCUAGUGCAAAGCAAACAAACAAAUAACUAUUAUACAAAUUAUUUCUUUGUGCAAUCAUACAUGUAUAUAUAUAUAUCUUACACACACACACGCACAAUGACACUUGUAUAUCCUCACAACGUUCAAUGGCCUACACUAGCCUGUGUAUACUUAGAACAGAAGCAAAGGGAGCACAAUAUGGUCUAAACACAGUAGACUUGUCCAUUAGUCAGCCAUCGCCUGGACAGCGUACAUUAUUCAUGCAUUCAUGAUGUGGAACAUAUGGAAUGUUAACUUUUGACCCACUGGGUGAAAGUUCAAACUCUUUGCCACUUGAUAGAUGUAUAGCUCGUCUCAUUCUGUGUGUAUUGCCUCUUCAGUAGCCGCAUUGUAUUUGGUAUCGUGCACACGUCUUAAACUUAUUUCGACUUUCUUUAUAAUGCAUACAAAUUGCUUAUAAUCAAGGGAUUAAUCACAUCAGUUUCAUCCCCGUUCUACGGCUACUGCUUAUGUCUUCAGAAACGUCUCUACCAUCUUUCAUCUAAUUUCAGCAGCUCGACCAUCUGAUCACCAUCUCUAAAGCUAAUUAGCAGUCUAGACGUUUGAGAUAAGAAGACCAAAAAUCCCCACGACAUUUUGAGGCUAAUAAAAAGUCGCCUGCCAUUAUAGUGAUGCUGACAGUUAAACAGCUACACAACACAAGAACAACAUCGCACAACAGAGCGACACAGCUAUUGUUUCAGUUUGUUUCGUUAAAUAACUUCUCCACGGAAGCAGUCCAUAUUUUGACCCUGUACAAUUUCCUAAUGAAAUAAUGUAACCCAAGUAUUCUCAACAACAAUUUUUAGGGAAGAACUUGAAGUAUUUCACGUCAAAAAAUUCUAAGUUAAAACUUUUUUUGUAAUUUCACAUUUUCAAAAAGUAAUCAACAAAAACAUUGAAAGCACAAUUUCUUGAAGGACACUAUGGCGAAGGUUUCCGUCCAGUGCUCGGCUCUGCCAGGCCAGAGACAUGGCGGCACACACUGGUCAGUACUCGGACUCUCCAUGGUCUACCCUCAGGCCGCCGUACUCGCCUACCCUCAUUAAUCUGAACCAGAAUUACAACAUGACUGCCAACAGCCUUACCGAGACUCUCCUGAUUCUAACCAGUAUGUACCUUGGUGUGGUGCAGCCAGAGGCGGAACUGGUCAAUGUAAGUCUUCACACAGUGAUAGGCGAGACCUUCACUUUUUCUUCCCUAAAGGAAUCCAGUGAACUCAUCUUUGACAAGCCUGGCACGCCCUCAAAAGGUCAGCCCGUUCUGAACGCCAUGACUGUCAAGCAUAUGUUGCAGCGCAAUGAUGACACACCCAGGGCCGUCCUCAACUUGUUGUGCAGCGGGUUCUUCCCAAAAAACUCCAUCACCAUCUUCUUCUUCAACAACAUGUACGGCGGGACAGAGUUUAAGAACCGUGACACAAACUACUUCCGGCAGACGUUUGAGUCCCUCGGACUUCCGGUGAUAUCUUACGACACAGUAUCGCCUGAACAUUCUAAGAGAGCAUUAACUCUUGAACUGGCGCCAACCAUCAACCAAAUGAUGGAAGCAUUCUUCGCCUUCCUGAAGAAAUUUGGCUGGACGGAUUUCUCGUUUCUGUGUGCUCUGCCAAAUGGGUGCGAGUCCUACAUUGAAACCAUCCGCCAGAAAGUUGAGGACUCCAACAGGAAAUACAAUAUCAGCGUUUACGGCGUAGAGAUUUUUGCGUAUCGUCUUCUCUCCUAUUUAAAUGUAACGGAUUUUCAAAACCUUGAGGCUAUCGAUGAGAAACUGACCGACGAGCUGGACAGGGACACACGAAUCAUACUGGUCCAUGGGAACGAUGAGAUUGUGCUGUCCGUGAUGGAGAGAGCCGAGAGACUAGGUCUGACCAGAGAGGACUACGUGUGGAUAUUUACCCUCCCUGCAAUGAAGCAGGCUGCCUCAAGGGACACUAUCAAAAAAACCUACCCUGUUGGGUCUUUUGUUAUCGGCUUUGACUCGUACGCGAGUCAGGUCAAAGAAUUGCACAACCAAGUGAGCAAAAUGUGGUACUCGGCGCUGAAGAUGAUGGCUGUAUCCAAAGAAUUUGAGUCUGUUGAUUUCCAGACUCACUUCUCGUGCGAUGUGCGAAGCCAGGCAACCAACCAAUCGGCUCGGUCUUUGUAUUGGAAGUAUGGGGAACAUUUGUACAAAUAUUUGUUGAAAACCAAAUUUCUAAAUAAUCAAAUUGGAUUUGAUGACAAGGGUUACUUGAAGUUCAACAACUUCUGGAUUAAAAAUGUUCAACCGAGAGCAGAGAGUCCAAAUACAGAGAAAGUAGAACAGAGCACAUCCAAGUCUACAGACUCCAGAGGUGGCAGGUUUCCACUUAAAACAUCUCCCUUCUCUUCCAAACGAGAUAUUGACUUCGGCUUCUCCAAAUCGCGAGACACUGCAAGAGAAUCUCGUUUUGAGGGGUUCACGAGAAAGCCUCUGUUCCGUGAUAGAUUAUCAGGUCCUCUCACUGGUCCCAACGACCUUGACCCUGAUAACCCUGAUAACCCUGAGGGAACUGAGAAUAGAGACCUUGAUCUUAACGACGACCCUGACGCCAACAGUGGAUCUAGCUCGUACAAGAAUAGCUCGCGGAAAUACCCAAAGAAAAUCGGGAAUUCCAAGAUGAAGCCGUACGGAAAAAAUGACGUCAAAAGGCGGUACGCUGAGAAGCACAGACGACCAAGGCGUCAAUCUAGUGACAAAUUUAGUUUAAAUAUUCUACAAAAGGUAGCCACAUGGAAUGGACACAACUUGACCGUGACGGGCAUCGUCUGGCCCGGAGGUGCCAGCACUCCCCCCAAAGGCAAGCCUGAAAAGUACGUGCUGAAGGUGGUCACGUGGGCUGAGGACCCUCACGUCAUCUAUACUGAGAAGAAGAAUGAUACCUUAAAAGUAGACAGCAGCUGUGACAACAACGCACUGCCAUGUACCAUUUAUGUCCGCGACGAUCACCUCCAAAGGUCAGGUAAUCAAACACGUGACGUCUGCUGUACUGGCCUGUCCAUUGAUCUCCUCAAGAGGCUGUGCACGAUGCUCAACUUUGAUGUGCAGCUGACAGAGGUAGCUGACGGAAGUUACGGGAGUCCAAUCAAUAACAAUGAGUCAGACUGGACAGGGAUGGUUGGAAUGCUCAUUCACAAGAAAGCGGACAUGGCUAUCGGGGCGCUGUCCAUCACACCAGAACGGUCAAAUGCUGUGGACUUCUCCAUGCCGUUUCUACAAACUGGCAUCACCAUUAUAGUAGCCAUACGGGAGGGCGCCAUAUCCCCCACCGCCUUCUUAGAGCCUUACGACUAUCCAUCUUGGAGUCUCAUUCUACUGUUUAGUGUCCACGCAACAGGAGCUUCCAUCUUUAUCUUCGAAUGGCUAAGUCCUUAUGGCUUAGACCAAGGGAAAACGUCCCUUAGAGUUCACAAGUUUUCAUUGUUCCGUUCCUUCUGGUUGAUAUGGGCGAUGUUGUUCGGAGCCAGUGUUUCCACAGACCAGCCCAGGGGAUGUGCAAGUCGCUUCCUGGCCAACAUCUGGGCUUUGUUCGCUGUGGUGUUCUGUGCCUCCUACACGGCCAACCUUGCUGCAUUCAUGAUCACAAAAGAUGACUACUACGAUCUGAGUGGAAUACAAGAUUGGAGAUUGAAAAACCCUCAUCACAGACAACCACCGUUCAAGUACGCCACCAUCGCCAAUUCAUCGACUGAUCUCAACAUUGCUAAAAACUACAAGGCCAUUCACAGUUACAUGAAGAACUAUCCACAGACGAGUGUCAAGGACGCCAUUAGAGCAUUAAAAAAUCAAGAGAUCCAAGCUUUUAUUUACGACUCGACUACCUUGGAGUACGAAUUUGGUAAAGACGUUGGCUGUAAAUUGAAAACAGUUGGAAAACGAAUAGCAGAGACUGGCUAUGGUCUGGCAUUUCCCAAGAAGUCACAAUGGGUCAAGAAAGUGGACAAGGCGUUACUUAAGCUUCAAGAAGACGGAGAGAUAGAAAGAUUGCAGAAGUUCUGGUUGGCAGGAGCGUGCCACAAGAAAAAAGAGAGGGGCGUGUCCAGUCACACUCUUGGGAUAUUAAAUUUUACUUCCGCUUUCAUUCUUCUCGGCGGAGGCGUCAUCCUUGGAGUUUUACUUCUCAUCUUGGAGCACAUGUACUUCCGGUUUGGUCGGAAGUCUUUGAAGAAAUGGGACAAGUGUGGUUGCUGUUCUUUGGUCAGUUUGAGUAUGGGUCAGUCUCUGACCUUUGAGCAGUCGGUGAUAGAGGCCAUAGACUACCACAAGCACCACAAGUGUAAGGACCCUCUGUGUGAGACCCAACUCUGGAAGGUCAAGCAUGAACUGGACAUUGCCCUCCUCAAAAUUUCACAGUUAAGAAGGCUUUUGGCCCACUCUGCAUCACUAGAAGUGUCUCGAGAACAAAGAGCACCAUACAAGCUGGAAAUGCAAGAGUCGACACAGGUCAAUGGAAAUGCCCACAAGAGAAGGCGUCAGCAGAAGAGCGAUACGGCGUCAUCUGGCGCUGAGAAAAAUGCUGCUCAACCUCUGCUGGCCUUGGAAGGCAAAGGAGAUACUGAUGAAGAAGACGGCCUUCUAAAACCUUCCGUUCCUUUGAGAACUUCUUCCAAUCCAAACAACAGUCCACCUCAUAGUGUUCAUAUACCACUGCAGAGCAUGCACGUGUCUCCACAGCAGGCUGACAGAUCUGGACCCAUCUAUGAGAAUAAAGUCGCAGUGGGUCGAGAUGGGUCUGCUCAACGAACGUCCCCAAACCAAGCUUCUAAAAUACGCGGGGACAAGAACAGCAUGGUGGCGGAUUUGGAGCUUCAUCCAGCUCCUCCAACAUUCGAUGAGGCAGUUCUGGGCUAUGGUGAUAUGGCUGACAUUAGCCCUCCGACGCCUGGAUUGCCGCUCCCGCCCCCACCACACGUGCCUGGGUCUGUGGAAACAUCGCCCUCCUCUGAUGGGAAGCGUUACGAGCCUUUUAUUUUAGACAGUCCUGAGUCUCCGUCCUCCACUUUCUCAGAGAUCUCAGACACGAACCGCCUGCCUUCGCCUGGCGAUCUCUCGAAGCUCUCAGACGAGGGUCAGUCCUCGCCCGCCUCUCCCAGUAAGGAUUCCAACUUUACCUCGAGCCCGGACAUGAGGUACCCUCAAGGCGGAGUGAGGGGCAUCAGGAGCAUGUCACCAGCUUACAGCAAUGCACCACAUUCGCUUCAGAGAUUGCCAGCGGCGUUGAACAAAAACAAUGCCAACAAAGACAAGACAGUAUCUGACAAGACACAGUCUCAAGAAGACGAUAAUGACGUCAGUGCUCGACGGCUUCUGGACAAUGACGGCAAUGUCUACGUGAAUGUUGAUGACAUCAUUGGUAAAGAAACGUCAUUUUAAACUCCAAACCAGUACUCCAUGAUUUUGUGAUGUGCAUAGUACACUAUAUACACAUUCGCAUUUUCUGUAACGGCAGACUUUGAAAUAGGCCAUUAGCAUGACGAGAAGACGUCUCAAAACAAACUAAACUAUAUCCAAAAUAAAUAGUCGCUAGAUUUACUUUUUGAAAGUAUUAAAAUGAUUUGUAUUUCUCUUUGAGUGUAAAUAGCUGCAGUUUGACAAGUUCUUUCUCUAUUGCAUUGAAGUAUGUACCUCCGUCUGUGCUGAGUGAGUUGUUGGGUGUAGCAUUGAAACUGUCUGACACUUUCACAAAUUUAUCUUUAGGCAUCAAACUCUGUCAUUAAAUUAGUUCUCUCUCUCUCUCUCUCUCUCUCUCAUAUUUCAAAGUUCAAUGUUUUGCUUUGUUCAUAUCUUAUCAAAGCAAUACCGAAUUGUAUGUAUGCCAGUGUAAUUUUUUUUUUCCAUUGACUAUUUUUACAUUAUUUCAAGAGGGGAGUAAUCUGUAUUUUUUAAUUAUCCCAUUUUUUUAUAUUUUUUUUUCAUUUUUUUUAAAAUAAAUUUCAGAUCAAUUUUUUAAAAAAAUAUUUUUUUUAAGGAUGUAUUUACAUUACAACUAAUUUUUUAAUAAUUGAUUCUCAUGUAAUGAUAAAAUGUUAUAUUUAAUCUAUUGUAGUUUAUUUAAACACAUAAAAUGUAAUGUAAAUAAUAACCAAUCUAAUGGUCUUUGUUAUUAUAAUUUCCACACAAUACACCAUUAAUCUACGAAAUACUACUACACUAGUUUAAUGUAAAGAAAACAACAUUUUACGGCACUACAGUCUCGGAAUUGUUUUAUCAUUAGACUAAAUUACAAUUUUAGCAUCCUAUUUUUUCACAUUAUUUGAUGCCUUUAAAUCGUAUCUUAGAUCCUUGCAAUGUUAUCACUGCUAUAAAAAUUAGACUAUUGUAGAGGUUCGCUCAUCAAGAACUGUGAUAAGACCUCUCUCUGUGUGUCUUGCAGUGUCCAGGUUUGUCAUGGUGUGUCAAAAUACGUCAAGGUGUGUCCUAGUGCGUCUUGGUGUGUUAUAGUGCAUAGUGUAUCGACGUGUGUCAUUAUUAUUCAUGGUGCGUCGCUGAGUUACGAGGAAUUCAUGUGUUAUCAAUGUGUACACUUAGACGAUAUGAUAACUAGUGUGUCAAUUAUAUAGAAAAACAAUAUAAUAUCCUGGUGCGUCAAAAUGUAUUAAAUCGCAUUAAAAUAUUCUGAAGUCCUGGUCAAUAGAAGGACAUUGAUUGCUGGUGUAUCAAGAUCAGUGUGAUGUCAAUAAAAUAUCCAUAUGUGUCUCUGCAUUCGCAUAGAAGACUUUGGUGUGUCGUAUUAUUUAUGAAAUAUUUCAUAUACAGAUGUGUCAAGAUGUUUUAUAUUACAAUAUUAUACAGCGUUGUUUCAUAAUUCAUAUAAUGAUGGAUAUAUUUAUAUGUGUACAGUUGGAUUAACCAAUAUACAUCUACUGGUGUAAAAACGACUACAAAUGACAAUAUAAUAAGCUGAUGUAUACAGAUUGAGAAUAUAAUAAAAUGGUGUUACAAAGUGUAUUAAGAAUAACAAUUAGAUUUAUUUGUGACUUAUAUUGUAUAAAAUAUAAUUUGAUAUGUGCAGGACUUUCAAUUUUUAGUCUACGUCUGUAUACAUGAUAUAUGUAACCAGGGUAUCAAAAUUGGCCCGGGCUUUACCAGAUAAACCGGCCCACAAAUGACAUAUCAUAUCAUGGUCGGAGCCAAGAUUUUUUCGGUGUGGGUUUUUUGUAAACCCCCCCCCCCGGGCAAUUUUUAUAUAUAUAUAUAU